Messenger RNA from Trichophyton benhamiae CBS 112371, 345 nucleotides. RefSeq lists its product as uncharacterized. The transcript has 3 exons. The record is from RefSeq and is a predicted model, not a curated record. Lineage: Eukaryota; Fungi; Ascomycota; Eurotiomycetes; Onygenales; Arthrodermataceae. The coding region runs from base 1 to 345 and encodes 114 amino acids.
AUGCAUACGAAGAAGAAGACGAAGAAGAAGAAGAAGAAGAAGAAGAAGAAGAAGAAGAAGAAGAAGAAGAAGAGCGAGAGUCUGCGGCGCCGCUGCUGUCUGUUUGUUUUUCCUUUCUUCUUCCUCUCUCUCUCUCUCGUCUCUGCCGUGUCUCUCGUCGUUGGUCAGGAAGACAAGGGGAUGCUGGGAGGAAAGGAAGACAGAGAAGAAGAUGAUGAUGAAGAAGAAAAAGAAGAAGAAGAAGAUGGCGGCUUGCUGGGAUCGCGGCCGAACUGCAGGCAACGAGGACUGCCGACGAACGACCCCCACAAGCCGGGACAGGCAGCGAUGCGAUUGAACCCCUGA